Thermochaetoides thermophila DSM 1495 is the source of this 1179-nucleotide messenger RNA. Its product is annotated as transcription factor TFIIA-like protein. Gene Ontology annotation, cellular component: transcription factor TFIIA complex. The record is from RefSeq and is a predicted model, not a curated record. Lineage: Eukaryota; Fungi; Ascomycota; Sordariomycetes; Sordariales; Chaetomiaceae. The coding region runs from base 1 to 1179 and encodes 392 amino acids. The transcript is spliced from 3 exons. Gene Ontology annotation, biological process: transcription by RNA polymerase II; transcription initiation at RNA polymerase II promoter.
AUGUCCAACACACAGGUCGGACCAAUCUACGACUCCAUCAUCCAGGACGUCAUCAACGCCGUGCGCGUCGAUUUCGAGGAGAACGGUAUUGAUGAAACGGUGCUGGAGACCCUGAAGAAGACAUGGCAGCACAAGCUGUCGCAGCUGAACGUUGCCCAAUUCCCCUGGGAUCCCAAGCCAGAGCCGCCGCCGGCUCCGCCCGCUAACAACGGGCCCACCCAAGCGAGCAACGCUCCGGUACCCGCUGCGACUCCCACUUACACCCAGGCGACGCUGAAUCCUCAAGCCCCAAUCCAGACCCUCACUCUGCCCGGCAGCAGCAUCGUACAGAAUGCCAAUGGCGUCGCCAUCAAGCAAGAGCCGGGUAUCAAGAGCGAGCCUGGUGUCAAGCAGGAACCCGGCGUCAUCCAACACCCGCCCUUCCCUGCCAAUGCUGCUCCCCAGAUGGCCGCAGUUCGCGCCGCCCAGGCCCUUCAGAACCAAUACGGCGAGCGAGCCGCCGCUUCGAUCAACGCCAUUCACAGUGGGAUGGUCAAUCAGUUGAACGCUGCCCAGAGACAGCAGCAGAUGCAGCAGCAUCUCAACGGCCAGCAGCCGCAGCAGUACCGUCCUGGUAUGCCUUCCCCGAUGCAGCAGCAGCGUAUGCAGCAGCAUCCCCAACAGCAAGUGCCUCAUCCAGGUGGGCCGAACGGGCUGCCUGCUGCUCAGCAUGAUGGCGCUGCGGACGAGACGAACGAGGAGCAUUUGCCAUCGAUCAACGACCGUGAGGCAAUCGACCGGUACUUCCAUGCCCAGCUGCUUGCUCGGGCUAAAGAGCGUGAGGCUGGUGGUCUUAUGAUGCCGCUCAGUAAGAACAGCAAAAAUUCUGCUGCUCGCAGUAUCAGCAAGCGGCAAGCCGCUGGGAGCGAGUCUAGGGAGGGAGUUGGCAGUGCCCAGGUUGAUGGUCCUGAUGAUGACGAGUCAGACGCCGAUGCGAUCAACUCUGAUCUGGAUGAUCCCAAUGAGGGACUGGGUGAGGACAGUGAUGAUGAUGACUGCACCGGUCAUAUGAUGCUCUGCAUGUAUGACAAGGUGCAGCGCGUUAAGAAUAAGUGGAAGUGCAUUCUUAAGGACGGUGUGCUCACUGUCAACGGGAAGGAGUAUGUCUUCCACAAGGCUACGGGCGAGUAUGAGUGGUAA